This is a messenger RNA of Lagenorhynchus albirostris (white-beaked dolphin), 2387 nucleotides long. RefSeq names its product neuropeptides B and W receptor 1 (gene NPBWR1). The record is from RefSeq and is a predicted model, not a curated record. Gene Ontology annotation, cellular component: neuron projection; membrane. The transcript has 2 exons. Lineage: Eukaryota; Metazoa; Chordata; Mammalia; Artiodactyla; Delphinidae. Gene Ontology annotation, molecular function: neuropeptide binding; neuropeptide receptor activity. Gene Ontology annotation, biological process: neuropeptide signaling pathway. The coding region runs from base 1 to 993 and encodes 330 amino acids.
AUGCACAACGCGUCGUCCUGGGGCCCGGAGCACGCCAACACGUCGUGCCCCGCGCCCGCGCUCGGCUGCCCCAACGCGUCCGGCCCGCUGCCGCCGCUGCCGCCGUCUCUGGCCGUGGCUGUGCCCGUCGUGUACGCGGUGAUCUGCGCCGUGGGGCUGGCGGGCAACUCGGCCGUGCUGUUCGUGCUGCUGCGGGCGCCCCGCAUGAAGACCGUCACCAACCUGUUUAUCCUCAACCUGGCCGUGGCCGACGAGCUCUUCACGCUCGUGCUGCCCAUCAACAUCGCCGACUUCCUGCUUCGGCGCUGGCCCUUCGGGGAGCUCAUGUGCAAGCUCAUCGUGGCCAUCGACCAGUACAACACCUUCUCCAGCCUGUACUUCCUCACGGUCAUGAGCGCCGACCGCUACCUGGUGGUGCUGGCCACGGCCGAGUCGCGCCGGGUGGCCGGCCGCACGUACGGCGCUGCGCGCGCCGUGAGCCUGGCCGUGUGGGGAGUCGUGACGCUGGUCGUGCUGCCCUUCGCCAUCUUCGCCCGGCUGGACGACGAGCAGGGCCGGCGCCAGUGCGUGCUGGUCUUCCCGCAGCCCGAGGCCUUCUGGUGGCGCGCGAGCCGCCUCUACACGCUGGUGCUCGGCUUCGCCCUCCCCGUGUCCACCAUCUGCGUCCUCUACACCACGCUGCUGUGCCGGCUGCGCGCCAUACGCCUCGACAACCAUGCCAGGGCCCUGGAGCGCGCCAAGAAGCGGGUGACCGUGCUGGUGGUGGCGAUCCUGGCCGUGUGCCUCCUCUGCUGGACGCCCUACCACCUGAGCACCGUGGUGGCGCUCACCACCGACCUCCCGCAGACGCCGGUGGUCAUCGCCGUCUCCUACUUCAUCACCAGCCUGAGCUACGCCAACAGCUGCCUCAACCCCUUCCUCUACGCCUUCCUGGACGACAGCUUCCGAAGGAGCCUCCGCCAGCUGCUGGCGUGUCGCGCCGCCGCCACCUGAGCCGGCGCGCCGGGAGCCAGCGGCCCGGCGCUCAGGGUGGUCCCUGAGCCGCAGCUUCGCCCCCCGCCCACCAGCUCUCUAGAGAUGCAGGUUCUCGGGCCCCUGCCCAGGCCCCGCGGACUCGGACGCGCUUUGGCUGCGCCCGCUCUUUCAGUGUGCCAAGCCCUCCAGGUGGUGCGGACGCGCGCAGGACAUGGGGACCGGCCGAGGCGGCGGAGAGCGCACAGACCUCUCCCUCUCCCUAAGGCCCAAGGGCGCCGAGGCGACCCCCGAGCUUGACACGGAGGGGUGGAAGGGGAGAAAGGGGGGCAGUACUGCAGAGACCCUCUUCCGGUUCCCCCCGCCUCUCGCCCCAGCCGUCCGCAGCCCGGCUCUUCGUAGAGCCCUCGGCGCUCCCUCGCCGCGGAGGUGCGAGGGGAGAGAUACUAAGGCCGCCCGGGCCUUUGACGGGGAAGACAGACAGCUCGGGUGGCGGGUCAGGAGUGAGUGUGUGUGUGUGUGUGUGUGUGUGUGUGUACGCGCGCGUCUAUGCGUGCGCGCGUCUAGCAGAGGCCGGGGCUUUGGAUGCAGGGGGAUGGAAAUUGGCUGUGAUGCCUACACAGCAGUGAUAAGAAUGGUGACAACCCCCUUCCUGUCCCAGCCUCUUCUUUCUUUGCCUUUCCGCUUUCCCACCCACGCUGUCCCUGCGGGGACCCGGCCGCCGGGCUCGGGAAGGGCCUGGAGUCGGAUCCCCGGCCGGGUUGCGGCGCCCCCUGGCGGAGCGAGCUGCGGGAGCCGAGCAUCCAAAAACAGCGCUGGGUGUGCAGAUCGGGGGAGAGCCAUGUGAUCCACCUGUCCACGGCAUCAUCCCUCCCACAGGUCAGCCUGGCUGUCUUGGAAUCUACCAAGAAGACUGCUGGAAAAACACAGGACUGACAUGGCUGCGCUGUCCACACAGCAAGGCGUGGACUGGCAUCCUAGUGUGCGUGUGUGAUUAAAUGGGACCCAGUACUUCAGUUUCCUCCUGGCUUUCUAAAUUAUUGGAUAGACUGUUGUAUCAUUACUUCUAGGUUGUUGCCUUCUUAUUAGCAUGUAGAAACCCAGAUUGUACGUCUCAGACUUCCUUUUUAGGACUUGGGUCCUAGGUAGAAUAAAUAUGCCGACAGCCAUGCCAAAGUAGAAUUUACUUACAUCGUUGCAUUGCAAAGCUUUUAACUUUGUGUUUGAUUUUUGCAGUCUUCCUGUAAACCAUGUUGUUUGGUUAUACCACUUCUGAUAUUUUUAAAUGUCCAUUUGGUUUUACUUAACUUAGUACAGUUAUAUAAUGUAUGUGCUUAGGCGUUCUCUUGAGAAAUGCAGAAACCCUGCUAGUCCCUUGCACAGAAGCUCUGUUUAAAAUAAAAGCUGAAACAGUC